Salvelinus fontinalis (brook trout) is the source of this 1394-nucleotide messenger RNA. RefSeq names its product RING finger protein 223. Lineage: Eukaryota; Metazoa; Chordata; Actinopteri; Salmoniformes; Salmonidae. Gene Ontology annotation, biological process: protein ubiquitination. Gene Ontology annotation, molecular function: ubiquitin protein ligase activity. Bases 384 to 977 code for a protein of 197 amino acids. The record is from RefSeq and is a predicted model, not a curated record. The transcript has 2 exons.
GCCGCUCGCGCUCACCGAGCCAAGUAUGUUUACACAGAUAGGCCUAAUAUUUCCGAGUCGCUCAUUUGACUAGCUACCCCGUAUAUGUUUCCUCAUAUUGUAACAGUAUUCAAAUACUGACUUACCCAAAGCCGAGAGCAAAGGAGCUGAGUUGAAGUAGUAUCACCUAAAGAUCAAGAGUUUGGUUGGAGGAGCGCGCUCUAUGACCUUGCUCCAGGGGAUCUGCCUGCGCUCGCUCUUCACCGGCAAGAUCACGCUUUAACCACGACUAUAUGAGAGACAUGGUUGCCAGCGGUCUCAUGUCCGUGGCAGUUGACCUCCUACAUUCCUGUUGAUUCCCGAGAGCUGCUCUGAACUCCCACUGCUGCCCACCGGUCCCAGCCAUGGACCCCUACCAGGAGCCUCGACUCGGUUUCCAGCCCCCGCUUGACGAGGGCGCCCCAGACCUGGAAUGUGCCAUCUGCUUCAGCCAGUUCAACAAUGUCUUCCGCACUCCCAAGAUGCUCCAGUGCAAUCACACCUUUUGCCUGGAGUGCCUGGCCCGUAUGAAUGUCAAGUCAGCCAAGCCGGACUCCAUCCAGUGCCCAUUGUGCCGGGGCCACACACCGCUACCCGACCUGGGGUUGCCCAAGCUGACCACGGACCGGGCCGUGCUCUCUUACCUCCCCGGGGCCAUGCAGCGUGUCUACAGCAUCCGCUUCAACCGCAACAAGGGCAAGCUGCAGGUGAAGAGGACCACCGAUGUACCCCCCCCCCUGAACUCGCUGCGUUCUAUUAGUCACUCUCUGGAUGUGGGGCAGCCAAGCCCCACAGGAGGCAGCGGGGACGUAGAGGGGGGGCAGAGGCGAAGGCUCGGGGCACUGCUGAGACUGUGUCGUAGACCAGGAUGCAGAGCCUCCCUCCUGGUGUCAGUGGUGAUGAUGAUGGUGGUGCUUACCUGCGUCAUCAUCUUUCUCCUUGCAUAUAAAAAGCUAUAACACCUCGGAGAGAGGACCUGAUGGACCUCGGAGAGAGACGUUACCCGGCUUCUACUGUAGCAGUUUUCAGUACCUUUUUUUUUUUUUUUAAUAUAUUUUUUAAAGUGUAUCUAUUUCUUAGCAGUUGUGUAUCUGUAUGCUGAAUUUGUGUACAACUAUGACGCAUGUCGUACACGAGAACCACAUUUCCCUCUGUGGUUUUCUGUUUAUAGACAGACUGUCAUGUGAUACAUGUCAUAAUAUAAUAGUCCUGCUGUCCUCCAGGUUUCCAUCCACAGUAAACACACUCGACGUACUUCAAUGCAAAUCAAUAGUGACUGGCUAUACAAAUUCACAGUUACCUUUUUUUGAGUAAGACACUGUGGUAUCACUGAGAAACAGUUAGGGCUAAGAGAUUGGAGAUAAUCUUGAGGUCAA